Molecule: messenger RNA, 3392 nt
Organism: Rotaria sp. Silwood1
Lineage: Eukaryota; Metazoa; Rotifera; Eurotatoria; Philodinida; Philodinidae
Source: the annotation of a GenBank genome assembly
AUGCAGAUUACUGAAUUGAAGCGAAAUGCUGAAGAGCAUAAGAAUGAAUUGCGUCGUCUUGACGAUGAUAUAAAAAGGUUGAAGGGUGAGAUUGAACGACUCGAACAAGAACUCGAUGCCUUACGUAAUGAACAAGAACGAGUGGAAGACCAACGGCGUCAACAGCAACAGGAACACGAUCGUUUGGUGGAACAGUUACGUACACAUAUGGAACGACUGGAACAGAUGCAAGAGAAAAUGCGAGAAUUGGAAGAGCAAAAGAUUCAUCUAGAAGAAAAGCGUGAUCAACUCGAACAGCAACGACAACAAAUCGAACAAAAAAUGCAAGAGCUUGCACAACAAAUUCAACAAUUGGAGCAUCAGAUACAAGAACUUCAAAUGCGUUUGGCUCAAUUGCAGCAAGAGAUUCGUCGGUUGGAACUCGAGAUUGAGCGACUACAAGAUGACUUGCGUCAGCUCGGUCAACAAUUGGCAACAUUUGAAGAACAACGUGUCGACAUCGAGCAGAAAAUACGCGACAGUGAAGCAAACCGGAAUCGUCUUCAGGAAGAAGCAAACAAGAUCGAAGAUAUGAUGCGUCGUAUUGAUCAAUUGAUCGACAUGAAACGAAAUCGUCAAAAAGAAAUGGAAGAACUAACACGCAAACUACAAGCUGAGGCAAACGAAGCCAAACAACGAGUCAAUCAAGCAAAAGAUCAGCUUCGGGCUGCCGAGGCACGAAUUCAAUCGUAUCGAGGCAUUCUCGAACGUCUUCGAAACGAACAGAGCAAACUGCAGCAGACACUCAGCGAAGUCCAGAAACGAGAUCAAUGUGCUGUACAAUUGGAACAUGAGAAGCAAAAGCAGCAACAACUUGAAACAGAAUUGCAUACAAACGAGCAAAAAGAACGCCAAGCGGAACAGGACGUCAGACAACAAGAGCAACGAGUACGCGCAGCUGAACAGACACUACGUGACUGCGAAACUCGAGAAGCAGCAGCUCGACAAGCUGAGCAACAAGCUCAGGCUGAUAAAGUACAAGCCGAAGCUAAUCUGGCUCAGACCGAGGCAGCCUUGUCUCAGGCUGAAGCUGCACUUGCUGCUUUGUCGGGUGAAGAUGUAGAUCCCAGUGCACUCCAAGCCGCUCAGGCUCAUGUCGCACAAUGUCAAGCUCAAGUCCAACAAUGUCAAACGGUUGUUACACAACGAACUCAAAUAUAUCAACUAAGACAACAGGAACAUACUCGUGCACGAGAAAAAACGGCUCAAAGUCGAGCACAGCUUCAACAAAUCCAAGCUGAUUUGCAAGUGAAACAAACAAAACUGGCCAGUCAAAAACAAAAGGUGCAAGAUAGUCGGGCCAAAGUCGAGCAACAGAAGACGGUAGUGGCUCAAGUCCAGGAGACACUGAAUCAACUGCGAACUGAUUGUCAAAAAGCCGAUCAGCAAGUGAAAAGUAAAGGUCAAGAGAUUCGCAAGACACAAUCUGACCUCGAAAAACAAACGCAAAUCAUUCAAAACAUUAAAAGUGCUGUUCAUCAAGUCCAACAAGAGAUUCACACGAUUACACAGCGACUUCGAGAGACCGAUGCAGAAAUCUAUCAAUUAAAGCGUCAGGCUAAUGAUAUCGAUCAGAAAUAUGCAGCUAAAUUGGCAGAAAAUGCACGACUUAUGCAGCAGCAACGUCACAACGCUGCUGAGCAACAGAAAGAAGAACAUAAUAUUCAACAACAACUAUCGAUUAUUCAAGCGAAAAAUGGUGAAGUACAUCGAGCUGAAGGUCAAUUGGAAAAUGCCAAUGCUAACAUCGCUCAUAUGGGCAGAUCGAUUCAAGAGUUGGAGAAUGAAAAAGUCGAGCAACAACGAAAUCUCCGCACAGCACAGCAACAACAUCAAAAGGCCGAAGCUGAUCGAGCAAAAAUAGAAGUUAAACUGGCCGGUCACGAACGCGAGAAACAACAAUGCGACAAUGAUAUACGUCGUCUCACACGUGAUCUUGAUCAACGAAGACAGAAUCUUGACGAGAAACGACAAUCGAUGAGUGCUCUACAAACGCAACUCGAACUUAAACAAUGGGAAAUUUCAUCCCGACAAGAACAACGAAAGCAAUAUGAACAACAAAUGACGACGAUUCAACGAGCUUUGGCUGAUAAUCGACGUGAGAUAGCCAAUAUCGACGCAAGGAUGCGUACGCUCGAACGAGAUACACAAAAGCAGGCGGCACUCAAGCAGGAAAGUGAACGCCUCGUACAACAAAGUGCUAAUGAUUUGCGCGCUACUGAACGAGAUUUGGAACGAUUGAAUAGAACCAUCAAGGAGAAGCAACGCGCUUAUGAUGGAACGAAAAAGAAUUCUCAAGAUUUAGUCUACAAAGCAGAGUAUCGUCGUGCACUGCAGAGCACGAAUGAUCAAGAGUUGUCUAAGAUGCAACAACGAGUCAAUCAGCAACGAGCCCAUAUCAAUAAUAUCACAAGAAAUCUUUUUGAGAUCAACAAAGAUAUGAAGACAAAACGAACCCACUCUUCUGUGAUAUCAUUUGGGUAUGAGCAUUUCAACCAGAAUGAAAGUAAAGAAGACGACGAGAUGGAUCAUAGACAAAGAGUCCAUGAACAAACGGUUACUCUGCGCCACUGAGUUAAUCCUAUUAACUAUGAAUUAUCAUAGAAACAAACAUUAUCUGUUGGUGUUCAGAACAAAUAAUGAUGCGCGAUUGGACGUUGUUAAACUGACUUUUGUCAGUAGCUUGUUUCACCUUCUAGUAUAUUCUAUUCUUUCCACUACUAACUAUCUCUAGUAUUCAAUUUGAGAAUACAUGAAAUCGAUCGAGCAAGCCUAUGUCAUUGGUCUCAAUCUCAAUAGAAGAGUGCCUUUUUUCUAAUACAAACAAGUAGUUGGUUGAGAAAAUGAUUCCUGAGUUCACCAGCCUGUGAUAAUCAUGUGCAUGAUACUAGUUGUUUCAUAAGGGCACUAUUGCUCCUCAUCUGAAAAUGAGUCAACAAGAGAGCUCCACGGGACAUAAUGCGAUAAUCUUUCAGUUGUUCGGUCUGGAUGUGGGUGUGGGUGGGGUGUGGAUGAGUGUGGGUGUGGGUGUGGGUGGGGUGUGGAUGAGUGUGGGUGUGAGUGUGGGUGGGUGUGGCUGUGGGUGUGGACGUGAGUGAAUGAGGGUGUCUGUUAAUGGAACACCCAUAAUCCGCACCCACCCACACCCCACCCCACCCCCACGCACACCUACACCCACACCCAUACCCACACCCACAUCCCACACCCACACCCACACCGACACCCACCCACACCGACACCUACCCACACCCACACUUACAUCCACACCCACACCCACACCCACACCCACCCACACCCACACCCUUAUUAAGUACUGCAUUGAUCAAUUGAUGAUCCAUAUAUUUAUUGAUUAU